CUGGGAAUGGAGAACUUCGAAGGAUUGUUCUGAAGGCUACAUGUGCAAAACAGAUUUUCAAAUUAAACCUGGGACAGUGGUGUCACAUCCGGGAACAUCUGCCCAUGUACAGACAUGUCUUCCCAUGGAGUGAGGAUGCCCUCUGAACGUUAGAGGACAUAUUCAUGAGCUGAAUUUCCAAAAACAAAUCCAGUGAUUUGACAGCCCUGCUCAAAAGACAGCAACUCAUCAUUUUAGAGGUUGCCACGCAUUGGAUGACAGAGUCUCGGAGGCUUUAGAGCUACCCCUGGAUGAUUUUGAAGUGACUGAGACCACAACGGGAAGCGAAGUGAUUAAAUAUGAGUAUCAUGUCUUAUACUCCUGUAGCUACCAAGUGCCUGUGCUUUACUUUAGGGCAAGCUUUUUAGGAUCUGCUGUGAUAUAGUAUCAACAAGUAUUUAUUGAAUGAACCAAUGAUGAGGAAUUUCUAACCAUUUCUGCAUACAACCCAAAGAUGGAAACAGUGUGAUGGGGCCUUAUUUGAACUGCUCUGAUGGAUUAUAAGGAAGAGAGUGAUGCUGUUGUCUCCAGGAAGCUCAGGACCCAAAACAUCUUUAUACUUUUACUCUCCAGUUUGAUACUUCUUAGAGACUACAGAAGUAGUUGACUAAGGAAAAUGGCAAGUCUUGAGUACUCAAAGGGUGGGCAUCCAAACUAGCUGAGCAGCUGCCCCACUUCUAUAAACACAUAUUUUUAUUCGAUCCUUGAAGGCGGAAACAGCCAAAUUGCCGCAGCAUUCUGCUGCUGAGUACCUCUCAUUCCUACUACUUGGACAUUUAGGAGCCCAGUUCUCUCGAGGGUAACAUGGAUUUAAAAAGAGAAAAAGUCCUUCCCAGUAUUCUUUUUUUUCCUAACUACUUUUACCAUUUGAAGUUUGGAAGAAGUAGUGGGACACACUUAAUACCAUUUGUUACCCAGCGGUGGGUAAGAGAUGGAAGACCUUUAGCUCUGAAGGACAUAUGGGAAGGAAUCCAUGAGUGUUAUAAGACACGGCUGCUGCAGGAGCCAUGGGACACCAUUACCCAACAGGAGCAUCCAAUACUUGGGCAACCCUUUUUUGUACUUCAUCCCUGCAAGACGAAUGAAUUCAUGACUCCUGUAUUAAAGAAUUCUCGAAAAAUCAAUAGGAUUUUCACUGACUUUGGACCAAAUACUUGCCAGGAAGAAUGUAAGAACAUAUAUUACUUUUUUAAAUCAGAAAUUCAGUAUGAAAAAGUGGACAGUUUUGACACUUUCAUCUCUCGAACAUCUUCAAAUAGAGAAGUGGUUAUAAACGAUCAGCUGAGUAAUGGAGAUAUGAAUCCAAUCCAGAAUUUCACAACAAUACCAAUCACACAGACUCUCAGCUACACUCCGAGCAGACAAGGACAUUUAGAAAAAGAACCUUGGAAUGCAUUCAGCCAUCAUAGCCCAAUCAAUGUCUCCAUGGAUGGAAUUCCCUGCAUUCUUUUCUGGGCCAAAGGAAUAACAGUAAAAUUUAAGAAUCAGACCUGGCUGGACCUUACAGAUGAAGCUUUUGGCCAGGCGGCAACAGUGGACAUUAGCAACUCAAAUUGCAGUGAAGAAAGUGCCAUUUUGUCUCUGAAGUUUGUUGAUGCUGAAAUUCCCAAAGGUCUUGAUAUAAGGUUCAUCCUUACCAGUUACAACAAGUUGUACCUCCAGAGCUGGUUUAGUCUACAGCGAGUCGAGAUUAUUUUCAAUAAUUCAAUCCAAGCAACUUUUAAUGCAACUGGCAUCUAUGCUCCGUCAAGUUAUUCCUACCACUGCCACCGUGUCAGCAGCCUGCCGCGGUAUGAUGCCCUCUUGUUGCCCAGCUACGCGGAUGACAUGGCAAACCUGUGGGAGGUCACUUUUGUUGAUUUCCAGAUCCAAGGCUUCACCAUCAAGAGGAGGCAGUUUGCCAAGCCCCGAGACUGUGCCUCCUCCUUCACACCAGCCAUUCUGAUUGGCCUGGCCAUGUCCCUGAUCCUGCUGCUGGUGUUGGCCUAUGCUCUGCACAUGCUCAUCUACCUGCGGUAUCUGGAGCGGCACUAUGAUUUCAUCACCUCUCCGGCCCACUUCCCCCAGUUGAAAGCUCAAGAUGCAGCAGAAGAGAAGGAGCUGCUGAGGAGCCAGGGAGUCGAGUGCUAUGAACUGAGAAGCCAACAGAUCUGCAAAAUUUAUGUGUAAUAGCGCAGGCCCCUCUUCCUCACGAAGUCCGCAGUGGGCUCUGAAAGGAGUUAUUUCUGUCUGUCCUCUUUGACUUCUGAUAUAAAGUGUUCACCUCAAGGCUUAAAAAAAAUACAUGCAAAAAAUACAUUUUGGAGCAUCCACUGGCCUACUUAGAGAGAUUUGAGGCAAUGAAAAAGUCCCAGGAACCCCACAGAGGUAAAUAUGAUUGUUGCCCUAAAACUACUUGGAAAGCAAAGGGAUAUUUCAAGUUAGGAAGACAGAAAAAACCAUUGAUGCCAUUAAGAGAGGGGAAAACAUAUUUGGUCCUCCUUGCUUGUGCCAGUUCAGAUGUGAUAAUAUAGAAACAAUAAUUCCAAGGUUAUCUGGAAGUUCAGAAUUUAAAAUAUUUUGUCAGUUUGCAUUUUUAGAAAUUAUAUCCCAGUUUUGUUUUAAAAAGUAGUCUUCUCUUUCCCGGAGCUAUUUAGGGAAGACACUUGUCAAUAUGAUAGAACAAUUUAUUCAAGGGCUUUCUUGUCAUUUACUUUGCUGUUCAGAGGCACCCCAGUUCAGUUUGUGAAAGAGGGUAACAGUCUUGUAGUUUCUUACCUUUUCCAUCUGGUUGUGGUGCCAAGGCUUGUUUCAUUUGUCUGAUUAGACAUCCAUUAACUCUCCUAGGUGCUACUUGAAAUAAGCAACUGAGCUAAGAACAGUGUGCUUGCUAUGCAAACACAGCUUCACGGCAAAUCUCCUAAACCCCCUUCCAGUGAGAUUGUGUCCCUUAAACUCUUCUUUAAUAGAAAUUCUGCAUCCACCACUGCUCUUCUUACAUAUGGAUUUCUGCAUAGUCUUUUCCAGUUCUUGACAGAUACUGAAGAUUGGCUUUCCCUGAAUUUUCACCAGAGCGUCUCUAAUAUGCCUUGUGUGUUAAAGAGAGCUUAUGUGUAAAAGUACAUUGUAUUUCCCUAACUAGGUUUCCACACAUGAACUAGGGUUCCAUACAUGACUUGCACAAAACUUAGAAAGCAGAUGGGAACAAUGUGGGGUAGAGGAUCAUGCAUAGAGAAAUUGAAUCUCUUGGGCAGCUGUGGUAAUAAGUUUACAGUCUAGUACCAACUUUGAUGCCAAGUGUGAAUGACAAUGAUUUGGGUUUCUGAUAAAACAGUCUUAUGUUGGACAUUUCUUUGGCUGCAUUACUCUUGGCUGUGAGUAUAGGUUUUGUUCCAGCCCUCUCAGAAUUCUGUAACCUCUUAAUACUCUGUAGUGAAUUUUUUUUUAAUACCUGGCGUAGAUUCUGUAUUCUGUAACUAAGAAUCUUGAUUCAUGUACCUAUUUGUACCAAAGAUGGUUAUAGGGAACACACCCUGAAGAAUUUGGGAAUCUAGUAUUGAUUUUUUGGCCCUGUUUAGCCUAAAACCAAGGAGGACUCUUAGCAUUAGAGAGUGGGAAACAGAUAGUUCACAUCAUUCCAUAAUGAAAUUUUCAUUGUGGUUGUUUUGAGUAUCCAUUGGUGGUAUCAGUGGUGGUCGUGGUAGGCUAUAGGUACUUGAAGGAUAAGCAUAACUUACGGUCCAACUGGGACACUUUUGAAAGAGAAAACGUCAUUUACAAUUCCAAGAUAACAGACAUAAGCAGAAGGAUGCCAAACUGGGAUAUAUAGUCAUCCUAGAUAUGGUAAGACCAUGCAGGUAUGGUGAUUGUCCUACAGGGUGAGACCCUGUAAGGUAAACUGGUUCUUUCUAACUGUGCUAGAGGGCUUACAGAAAGAAAAUAAUAGCUUAAGAUUUAAAAUUCACAGCUCAAGUCAUGGUAAAAAAUAAAACAAAAACAAAAACCCAGGGAGUUUCUGUGACUGAUCUAUAGCUCUUUUCAAGGAGCUGGCAUAGUUGCAAAUCAGACACAUAGGUCUGAUCCUGUAAGUUGGUAAAAUACGUUGUAGCUGGAAUUCACAGCCUUGCCAGAUCUCUUAAUGAAUAUGAGGGAACUGAUUUUUACAAAAAAGAAGAAACUUGAAAUAAGAAUGGUAACUUGGGGAUAAUUAAACAACUUUAUGGAUAUUGAACCCAUAAACUCCACUAAGUUUUUCUUGCUAGCGGGAGCAGCCAUGUGAGGUGAAGCUAUUCUGACCUCACCAAAGAUAGUUACCUUGCCAGGGGGUGCCGAUUUUCCUCAAUGUCUCUAGACAAUUGGAAUCACACUCUAGCAUAUCCCAGGGAACCAACUGCAAAGUCAAAUAUGGGAGAAUAAAAAUUGGAAGGUUUUGCUAAUUUAUGCAACAAAAGAUGGAGGAAUAUGUGGGAGAAUGGAUUCUGGAGGUGCUAGCUCAGAGAGGGAAGUGUAUAAUUUUAGAUUGGGCUGAAUUUUUUUAAUAGGUUCUCUUACUAGAUUUUGGGUUAAAUAUUCUGGUUUGAAUUUGCAACGACGUGGGUGGAACUGGAGGGUGUUAUGCUGAGUGAAAUAAGUCAAUCAAAGAAACACAUGUAUCAUAUGACCUCACUGAUAUGAAGAAUUCUUAAUCUCAGGAAACAAACUGAGU
This is a messenger RNA of Zalophus californianus (California sea lion), 4723 nucleotides long. RefSeq names its product ATPase H+ transporting accessory protein 1 like (gene ATP6AP1L). Gene Ontology annotation, cellular component: proton-transporting V-type ATPase complex. The transcript has 15 exons. Lineage: Eukaryota; Metazoa; Chordata; Mammalia; Carnivora; Otariidae. The coding region runs from base 844 to 2208 and encodes 454 amino acids. The record is from RefSeq and is a predicted model, not a curated record. Gene Ontology annotation, molecular function: ubiquitin-like protein transferase activity.